Molecule: messenger RNA, 7612 nt
Organism: Orcinus orca (killer whale)
Lineage: Eukaryota; Metazoa; Chordata; Mammalia; Artiodactyla; Delphinidae
Gene: SPINK5
Product: serine peptidase inhibitor Kazal type 5
Exons: 23
Coding region: 85-2232 (715 amino acids)
Molecular function (GO): protein binding
Source: RefSeq, a predicted model, not a curated record
GCAUCUCCACAGGUUCAGUCUUAGAGCACCAGCUGGUGAGCAAUGCAAGGAGCAGUCGUGUAACCAACUUACAUCCUCUUCAACAUGAAGAUAGCUGCAGUGCCAAUGCUUCUGACCCUGGCUCUUUGCCUCAUACAAGAUGCUGCCAGUGAAGGUGAAAAUCAGGAAACAUGCAAUGAAUAUAGGGCACUGAUGAAAAAUGGAAAACUGUUCUGUUCCCGAGAUAAAAACCUUUUUCAAAGCUCUGAUGGAAUAGUGUUCAUCAACAAAUGUGCCACAUGCAAAAUGAUAUUAGAAAAAGAAGCAAAAUCCCAGAAAAGGGCCAGGCAUUUAGCAAGAGCCAGGGCUACUGCCCCAGCAAAGGAUAUAUGUAGUGAUUUUCGGCCUUAUGUGAAGGAUGGAAGACUUGGAUGCACAAGGGAAAAUGAACCAGUUCUUGGUCUUGAUGGAAGGACACAUGUCAAUAAGUGUGUGAUGUGUGCUGAGCUAUUCUUAAAAGAAGCUGAAGAAAAUGCCAAGCGAGAAGGUGAAACCAGAAUUCGACGAACUGCUGAAAAGGAUUUCUGCAAGGAAUAUGAAAACCAAGUGAGGAAUGGAAGACUUUUUUGUACACGGGAGAGUGAGCCAGUCCGUGGCCCUGAUGGCAGGAUGCAUGGCAACAAAUGUGCCCUGUGUGCUGAAAUAUUCAAACAGCAUUUUUCAGAAGAAAAAAAUAAAGCAGAUGAACGCCUGAGAAAGGCUAAAGAAAAAGUUAAAAGAGAAACUGAGAAACUCUGCAGUGAGUAUCAGGAUCAUGCAAUGAAUGGAAUCCCUUUCUGUACCAAAGAAAAUUACCCUAUUCGUGGCCCAGAUGGGAAAAUGCAUGGCAACUUGUGUUCCAUGUGUCAAGACUUCUACCAAGCAAAAGCUGAAGAAAAGAAAAAGGCUGAAGCAAAAGCAAGAAGUAAAAGAGAACCUGGAAGAGUAGACUCAUAUGCACCGUGCAGACCAUACCUCAAGUUUAUGACAAAUGGAAUACUCCCCUGCACCAAAGAGAUUAACCCCACCAAGGGCCCAGAUGGGAAAAUGUAUAACAGCCCCUGCUCCAUGUGUGCGACUAUGCUCCAAGCAGAAAAAAAAGAAAAGAAAAACAGGGAAGAUGAAUCAAAAAAUAAAAGGCAAUCUGAGAAUACAUCUUCCUUUGAGGAGUUGUGCAGGGAAUACCGCAAAUCCAUGAAGAAUGGACAUCUUCUUUGCACUAGAGAGAACAACCCCAUCCAGGGCCCAGAUGGGAAGGAGCACGUCAACCUCUGCUUCAUGUGUGAGGCUCUCUUUCAACAAGAAGAAAGAGCAAGAGCAAAGGCUAAAAGAGAAACUGCAAAGGAGCUGUGCCGUGAAUACCGUAACUAUGUGAGGAACGGACGUCUUCCCUGCACCACAGAGAAUGACCCCAUCGAGGGCCCAGAUGGGAAAAUCCAUGGCAACACCUGCUUCAUCUGUGCAGCCUUCUUCCAGCAAGAAGCAAAAGAAAAAGAAGCUGAAUCCAAAAGACCUAAGAGAGGAGCUGAAAAGGAUACAUGCAGUGAAUUUCGGCACCUUCUGAAAAAUGGAAGUCUUUUCUGCACUCGAGAAAAUGAUCCUGUGCGUGGCCCAGAUGGCAAGACCCAUGGCAACAAGUGCGCCAUGUGCAAAGAAGUCCUCCAGAAAGAAGAUGAAGCAAGAAAGAGAAAAGAAAAGGAGAGAAAAGAAAAGGAAGAUCAGAGAAAAGCUGUACGGAGUGGUUGCAAACGUGGCAGAAGAGGGAAAGCUCAGGACCAAUGUGCUGAGUAUCGGAAACAAAUGAAAAAUGGACCACUCAGCUGUACUCGGGAGAUUGAUCCUGUACGCAAUGAAAAUGGCAAAUCAUACAACAAUAAGUGUGCCAUGUGUAAAGAGAAACUGCAAAAAGAAGCAGAGGAAAACAAAAAGAAUUCUCGGAACAGAUCAAAUGGGAAUGAAUCAGCAUUAGGAAAGGAUGUAUGUGAUCAGUUUAGAAGUCAAAUGGAAAAUGGACAACUUACUUGCACCCAAGAAAGUGACCCUGUCCAGGGUCCAGAUGGCAGGACACAUGGCAAUAUAUGUGCUAUGUGUAAGGAAAAACUGGGAAGGGAAGCAGCCAAAAGAAAAAUGAAAGAGCAGGACUACAUGACAAACACAGUUGAAAAGAACAAUGGAAAAGAGAGCUUUGCCAAGGUCAGGAGUAGAAAGAAGUAAAGAAGAUAUGAGAGCAUGAAGUAUAUUCAUUCACAAAGUGCAAUCUUGAAUUGGGUCCUAGAAGGGAGACUUUAGCACCUAAUCUGAUGACCCAAAAAAAGAAGAAAGAAAGGUAUCAAACAUGAAUUUUAUCUAAUUAUUUUCCCAAAUCAAGUAGAAUAAUAGAUGAGUUACACUAGUGAAAUACAUAGUAAUUACAUAUUUCUAGUAAAUUAGGCACUAUACUAGGGAUCCCUAAGCAUGGAGAAGAGCUGUUCACAAAAUCUGCUAUUUUCCCCCCAGCUUUAUUAAGCUAUAGUUGACAUAAAACAUUAUGUAAAUUUGUGUACAACACAUUGAUUUGAUAGACUUAAAGAAUGUAAAAUGAUUACCAUUAUAGUGUUAGCUAACACCUCCAUCACCUCACAUAAUUACCAUUCCUUUUUUGUGGUGAGAAUAUUUAAGAUCUACUCACGAACUUUGAGUAUAUAACACAGUAUUAUUAGCUAUAAUCACCAUACCAUAUAUUAGAGCCCCAGAACUUAUCUUUUAACUAAAAGCUUGUACCCUUUGACCAGUGUCUCCCAUUUUCUCCAAUACCAUCCCCUGGUUAACGACCCUUCUAUUCUCUGUUUCUAUGAGUUCAGCUUUUUUAGAUUCCACAUAUAAGUGAUGUCAUAUAGUAUUUGACUUUCUUUGUCUGACUUAUUUAACUUAGCACAGUGCCCUCAGGAUUCAUCCAAGUUGUCACUAAUGGAAGGAUUUCCUUUUCUCAUGACUGAAUAAUAGUCCAUUGUCUGUGUCUGUGUGUGUGUGUGUGUGUGUGUGUGUGUGUCUUGGCUCUUGUGAAUAAUAAAAUCUGUUUUUUUUUCAGAUUUUUAUUGGAGUAUAGUUGAUUUACAAUGUUGUAUUAGUUUCAGGUAUGCGGCAAAGUGAACGAGUUAUACAUAUAUCCACUCUUUGUUUUUAUAUUCUUUUCCCAUAUAGGCCAUUACAGAGUAGUGAGUAGAGUUCCCUGUGCUAUACAGCAGGUUCUUAUUAGUUAUCUAUUUUAUAUAUAGUAGUGUGUAUAUGUCAAUCCCAAUCUCCCAAUUUAUCCCUCCCAAAAUGUGUUAUUUAAAAAAAAACAUUUUACUGAAGUAUAAUAGUCAUAUAGAAAAAGUGUAUAUAUCAUAAGUGUACAGCUAUUACUAAGUGAUCAUAUCUGUGAUAUUAACACCAGAUCAAGAAAUAAGAUAUUACCAGCAGACCAGAAACCCGAUCAUGCUUCCUCCCGAAUAAUCUGGUUUUGAGCUGAGCUUUCUCUUGGGGAAGAAAACAACAUUCAUUAUUCAUUUUGUCAUUUAUUUAGCUAUCAUUUAUGCAUUCUACAAAUAAUUAUUAAGCACCUACUAUUUUCCAAGCAUUACUGUGCAUAUGAGAAUAGCCAUAAACAAAACAGAUACAACUCUCUACACUUAUGGAGUUUAUACUGGAAGAACACAGAUCAUAGAUGAUGCGAAUAAAUAAAAUGUAAUAGCAAGGGGGAAAUAAAGUAGAAAAAUGCUAUAGUAAAUGCUGGGAUACAAUUUUAAGUAGCUUGUACAGGAAAGAGCUCUCUGAGAAGGUGACAUUUGCACCUCCUAAAGGGAUCAAUUCCAUACAUGUAAGUGAGGGGAGAACAUUCCAAGAAGAGGAACAGCAAAGCCUUGAGGCAGGGAUCACAGUACAGCAAGGAGCCCAGUACAGUUGACAGAGUGACCACAGAGACAGUUAUAAAGGAGGCAAUCAUUAAAGUAACAGGAGGCCAUCUUAUGUAGGAUUUUGUAGACCAUUUUAAAGGCGUUAGCUAUUAUUCUGAAUGAAGGUUUUGAAAAGAGCAGUGACGUGAUGUGAUUUAUGUUUUGAAAGAAUGCCUCUGCCUGAUGAAUUGAAAAUACACUGCAGAAGGACAAGAGAAAAAGCUAGACAGCUAGUUAGCCACAGCAGUAAUCCACAGAGGCUGCUUUAUACUAUGGUGGUAGUGCUGGAGGUCAUGAGAAGUGGAUGAAUCCUAGGUCUGUUUUGGAGGUGGAGAAUUUGUUCAGAGUUGAUGUGCUAUGUAAGAAAAGAGAAGCAUAAUUCUGUCUUUGUUGCUUCUUUAUAAUCCUUUAUUUUAGUAGUUCAAUCUUGGGGCAGCAGAUACCUGAAAAAUACUAAGGAUAUACCUGGUUCAGUCCUACCUUUACCAGUGAUUCUUAGAAGGGGCUUGUCUAAACUCUCCCUGAAUUAUCUCUAUUGAUAAGGAACUCACCAGAGUCUAAAACAGUCCCUUUAGAUGUUUGAAUUAUUUAACAAAACAAAUUAGAAAAUACUUCUUUAUGCCUCUGAAAUAAUUAUCAACAGACUACUAUUACAUUUUCUAUUUCUUCUCAGAAAGUGGUUUUCAAGGAAUUUGUUAAUUCCAUCUAAGUGGUCAAAUUUAUUGGCACACAGUUAUUAAUAACAUUUCCACAUUAUCCUUUUAAUAUCUAUAUUUAUAUAGUGUACCACUUUUUAUUUUUAAUAUUGCUAAUGUGUGUUUCUUGCAUUUUGUCAAUUUUGUAAAUAGUUUAUCGAUUUAUUAAUCUUUUCACACAACCAAUGUUUGGCUUUGUUCUGUUUUCUAUUUCAUAAAUUUCUUUUCUUUAUUAUUUGUUUUCUUCUAUUUCCUCUGAGCUUAAUUUGCUUAUUAUUUGCUAGUUUCUUGAAAUGGAGGUUUAUUGAUUUUAAAACUUUUUAUGUAUUUACUUAAAACUCUCCUUCAAAUCACUGAGUUAGCUACUGAGUUUUGAUAUUUUGUAUUUUCAUUAUCAUUCAGUUCAAAACACUUCUACAUUCCAUUAUGAUUAGAGUCAUGAGUUCUUUAGAAGUGUGUUGCUUAAUUUCUAAAUACUGAGGAAUUUUAUAGCUAUCAUAUUUAUUACUAUAAUUAUUCCACUGUGAUCCUAAAACUUACAUUUUAUGACUUCAAUUUUGAAAUUUAUCAACACUGGCUUAAUGACCCAGAAUAUGGUCUAUUUUGGCAACAACUUCAUGUCCACUUGAAAGGAAUGUAUAGUCUGCAGCUGUCAGAUACAGAGGUCUAUAAAUGUCAUUUAGGUCAAGCUGGUUAAUUUUGUUUUUCAAAUAUUAUACAUUGAUAUUUUUUGUCUGGGGUAUCAAUUAUAAAAAGAAGUAUGUUAAUAUUUCCAUUUAUGUUUGCAAAUUUGCCUAUUUCUCCCUCAGUCAGUCAAUUUUUGCCUCAGAUAUUUUGAAACUAUAGGUACAUAAAUGUUUGGGAUUGUUAAUUACUGAACUUAUUAUUUUAUAAUUAGAAAUUCUCUUCUUUAUCUCUGCUAUUACUUCUUGUCCUAAAUUCUACUUUGUGGGAUAUUAAUAUAGAUACACCACCUUUUGUAUGAUGAGUGUUUGCAUGUAUAUAUUUUCCGUCCUUUUACUUUUAACCUACUGGUUGAAAUAUAAAGAUAUAGUUAAAGAAUCAUCAGAGAAAUGCAAAUCAAAACUACAAUGAGGUAUCACCUCACACCGAUCAGAAUGGCCAUCAUCAAAAUAUCUACAAAUAAUAAAUGCUGGAGAGGGUGUGGAGAAAAGGGAACCCUCUUGCACUGUUGGUGGGAAUGUAAAUUGAUACAGCCACUAUGGAGAACAGUAUGGAGGUUCCUUAAAAAACUAUAAAUAGCACUACCAUAUGACCCAGCAAUCCCACUACUGGGCAUAUACCCCGAGAAAACCAUAAUUCAAAAAGAGUCAUGUACCACUAUGUUCAUUGCAGCUCUAUUUACAAUAGCCAGGACAUGGAGCAACCUAAGUGCCCAUUGACAGAUGAAUGCAUAAAGAUGUGGCACAUAUAUACAUUGGAAUAUUACUCAGCCAUAAAAAGAAAUGAAAUUGAGUUAUUUGUAGUGAGGUGGAUGGACCUAGAGUCUGUCAUACAGAGUGAAGUAAGUCAGAAAGGGAAAAGCAAAUACUGUAUGCUAACACAUAUACACAUAUAUAUGGAAUGUAAAAAAAAAAGGUUCUGAAGAACCUAGGGGAGGGACAGGAAUAAAGACGCAGACGUAGAGAAUGGACUUGAGGACACGGGGAGGGGGAAGGGUAAGCUGGGACGAAGUGAGAGAGUGGCAUGGACAUAUAUACACUACCAAAUGUAAAAUAGAUAGCUAGUGGGAAGCAGCCACAUAGCACAGGGAGAUCAGCUCGGUGCUUUGCAACCACCUAGAGGGGUGGGAUAGGGAGGGUGGGAGGGAGAUGCAGAGGGAGGAGAAAUGGAGAUAUACAUAUAAGUAUAGCUGAUUCACUUUGUUAUAUAACAGAAACUAACACACCAUUGUAAAGCAAUUAUACUCCAAUAAAGAUGUUAAAAAUAGUUAUUAUUAAAAAAAGAUAUAAAGUAUACUUCUUGUAAAUAUUAUAAGUUGAGUCAUUUUGUUUCUCCAGUCUGAUAAUGUCUGUUCUUUAACUGAAGUACUUGGUCCUAUUAAUAUUUAAUGUAAUUAUUGACACCACUGAAUUUUAGUCUUUCAUAAUCCUAUUUUUAAAAUUUCUCUGUGUUUUUUUCCCUUUGGUCCUACUUUAAGAUUAAUAAAGUUGUUGUUAUUAUUAUUAUCAUCAUCAUCAUUAUUAAACUCACACUUCCAAAAGACUAGCAACAACAAAUAAUCUUCCUUCUUCUACAUGAAAAAUCUAUGUAUUUUUUCACCUUGGGAAACAUACUGACAACUAACAUAUACUGAGCACUUAGUGUGUGCCAAACACUGUAUUAUGUAUGCAUAUAAAUGCAUUAUCUGAUUUGAUUCCCUAAAACAAAUGAGGCAGGAGCUAUAAUUAUUCAUGUUUUUCAGAUGAGAAACUAAGGCUCAGAGAAGUCAGAUAAAUCACUUCUGUAAUUAGUGGCAGAGCUGGGACUCAAAAACCCAUAUGGUUACCCAGCAUUUACCUCUGAGUCUCUCCUUUCUAGAUUGUAUAUAACCAGUGUCUUCAUUUAAGAAAAAAAAAAGGGAUAUUAUUUCUUGCAUGGUAGUUUUUGUCCUAUGGGCAUACCUCAGUUUAUCUGUGCCCAGUAUCAUGUAGGAUUUCUGUUUUCUUAUUGCUUUGUUUUUCCUUGUAUCUUGGUUUAGCUACUUAACUUCCCUAGUAAAAAGAAGCCAAAUCUAGGAGGUUAAAUCUACCUAACAGUGGUGUGAAACGAAUAUGUGAGUUUGUAUAACCUAUGUUACAGUUCCUUUACUAACCAUUUAUUCAUACAUGAUUGAGGAAAUCAAGAGGUUUUCCCCAAGCUCAUAUCUCUUGAGUGCCAUUGAGCAAAUGUACUUUAUGUUUUGCUUGUUCAGAACUCUGAGAUGUGCAAACACUACCGAGUAUUACCCAGGAUGGGUUACCUUUGUCCAAUGGAUUUACAGCC